AUGGAGGCGAGUUCAGAUGAAGAUAAUCACAACAAAUCGAAGAACAACACGAUGAAUUCUAAUGAAGGACAGAGCAAGCCUAAACGCCAGAUGAAGACUCCUUUCCAACUCGAAACCCUAGAGAGAGCUUAUGCCACGGAGACAUAUCCAUCGGAGGAGAUGCGGGCAGAAUUGUCGGAAAAAUUAGGACUAUCUGAUAGGCAGUUGCAGAUGUGGUUUUGCCACAGGAGAUUGAAGGACAAAAAGGAGACUCCAGUAAAAAAGCAGCGGAAAGCAGCUCCAUUGUCCGAGUCUCCUUUGGAGGAGAUGAGGAUAGUGGGGGCUGAGAAUGGAAGUGAUUAUGGUUCUGGGUCCGGUUCGGGUUCUAGUCCGCUUUCAGAGUCAAGGAAGGUGGUUUCAGAUGAUGGGCAUAUGAUGAGAAGGUACUAUGAUUCAUCACCACAGUCGGUUAUGGAACUUCGAGCUAUUGCCUGUGUGGAGGCGCAGCUUGGGGAGCCAUUGAGGGAUGAUGGGCCAAUUCUUGGAAUGGAGUUUGAUCCUUUGCCACCUGAUGCUUUUGGGGCACCAAUAGCAGCAAUUACAGAACAACAGAAGCGAAUGGGGUAUUCUUAUGAUGACAAAGUAUACGAGCGACGUGAUGCCAAAUCAAGCAAAGAUCAUGCCAGUGUUCGAUCUGAUGCAUAUGGACAGCUUGCCCAAUCUCCUUAUCAUGAUUCGCCAGUUGAUACUUUGAGGGGAAGAGCUUCACCAUUUGGUGUAGGCCAAAUAUCACGUGCUCGCCUCUUGUCUCAACAAGACAAGAGGGGGCCUGUUUUUUCAUCACCUCGGAGGGAUGAUGACUAUCUCCUGCAACGAGACACCUUUACAGUCAAUAGAACAAGUGCUCAAUCUAUUAGUCAUCCUGUUAUGGGACCAGAAAAUCCAAAUGUCUUUUCUGAUGUACAAGCCUUUCACAAUGACACUGAGCUGCGGUUGGAAAGGAAACGCAAGAUCGAUGAACCUAGAAAUGCAAGGGAAGUUGAAGCUUGUGAGAGUCGGAUGCGCAAAGAGCUUGAGAAACAAGAUAUUUUAAGGCGGAAGAAUGAAGAACGAAUGAGGAAAGAGAUGGAAAGGCAUGACCGUGAGAGACGAAAAGAAGAAGAGAGAUUAAUGCGUGAAAGGCAAAGAGAAGAGGAGAGAUCACUGCGGGAGCAAAAACGUGAACUUGAACGAAAAGAAAAGUUCAUGCAGAGAGAGUAUUUAAGAGCUGAGAAAAGAAGGCAAAAAGAAGAGCUUCGUAGGGAGAAAGAGGCUGUGAAACGUAAAGCUGCCAUGGAGAAGGCAACUGCACGCAAGAUUGCUAAAGACUCUUUGGAUCUUAUUGAGGAUGAACAGCUGGAACUCAUGGAAUUGGCUGCUGCAAGCAAAGGCUUAGCCUCUAUAGUUAACCUCAACUAUGAUACUUUGCAAAAUCUCGAUUCAUUCAGAGACUUGUUGAUCACAUUCCCAUGUGAGUCUGUGCAAUUAAAAAAGCCUUUUGGAUUUCAACCCUGGCUGGAUCACGAAGAAAAUAUUGGGAAUCUUCUGAUGGUCUGGAGGUUUUUUAUUACUUUUGCUGAUGUUCUUGGGUUAUGGCCAUUUACACUGGAUGAGUUUGUUCAAGCCUUCCAUGACUAUGAUUCAAGAUUGCUUGGUGAAUUACAUGUUGCUCUUCUGAAAUUAAUAAUUAAAGACAUUGAAGAUGUUGCAAGGACGCCUUCUAGUGGAUUUGGAAUAAAUCAAUAUUAUACAGCCAACCCUGAAGGCGGACAUCCACAAAUUGUUCAAGGGGCUUAUGCAUGGGGCUUUGAUAUACGCAACUGGCAGCAGCACUUAAAUCCAUUAACGUGGCCCGAAAUACUCCGGCAAUUGGCAUUGUCUGCGGGGUUUGGGCCACGGUUGAAGAAAAGGAGUGCAACAUGGACAGGUUUGGGUGAUAUUGAUGAGGUUAAAGAUUGUGAGGAUAUCAUUUCUACUAUACGCAAUGGAUCAGCAGCUGAAAAUGCAUUUGCAUUAAUGCGAGAAAAGGGUUUAUUGCUUCCUAGAAGAUCUAGGCAUCGGUUGACACCUGGAACUGUUAAGUUUGCAGCUUUUCAUGUUCUUUCUCUUGAAGGGGGCAAGGGAUUAACAGUGCUAGAACUUGCAGACAAGAUUCAGAAAUCUGGACUUCGGGACCUGACAACAAGCAAGACGCCAGAGGCGUCCAUUUCUGUUGCUUUGACUAGGGAUCAAAAGCUUUUUGAAAGAAUUGCUCCUUCAACAUAUUGUGUACGGGCAGCUUUCAGAAAGGAUCCUGCUGAUGCUGAGGCAAUACUUGCAGCAGCCAGAAAGAAAAUUCGAAUAUUUGAAAAUGGAUUUUUAGGUGUAGAAGAUGCUGAUGAUGUCGAAAGAGAUGAAGACUCUGAAGGUGAUGUUGAGGAGGAUCCUGAAGUUGAUGAAUUAGGUACUCCAUUGAGUAUUAACAAAAGCACUGUCCAUUCUUGUAAAGUAAAUACUUUGUCUGGGAAUGGAAGAGAUAAAGUCGGUAAUGAUGUUUCAUUAACUGUACAAAAUGAGUCUGAGAAAGGUCUUUCAUCUUUCUCUCUGAAUGGUCCAAAGGAUGCGGUGACUUCCAGUAUCAUUGAGCAGUGUGUUACUCAUAAAGAUGAGAGGACUAAUAAUGCUGAUGAAGAAAACAUUGAAAUUGAUGAAAGCAAGUCAGGUGAAUCAUGGAUUCAGGGACUCACAGAAGGUGAAUAUUCUCAUCUCAGUGUUGAAGAGCGUCUUAAUGCCCUUGUUGUCUUAGUUAGUAUUGCGAACGAAGGGAAUUCUGUUCGUGCUGUUCUUGAGGAUCGUUUGGAAGCUGCGAAUGCUCUUAAAAAACAAAUGUGGGUUGAGGCACAAUUAGAUAGAAGUAGAUUGAAAGAAGAGUUCAUCAGUAAAUUAGAUUUUCCAUCUUUUACUGGGGGCAGAGUUGAAACACAAUUAGCUAGUUCUGCGGUGGAGGGCAGCCAAAGCCCCUUGGUUCUUGUUGAGAGUAAAAAUAAAGAAACGUCUCCAAGUAACGUUGAGGAUCAGAAACCAUUGCCAGAAAAUGAAGAGAAUCACCUAAGCAGUGUUCUUUCUGAAAAAGCCUUGGUUGUUCAAGAUCUUCCCAUGAAUGCUGAUAACAUUUCAUCUCAGCAGCACGGAUAUGCUUCAAAAAGGUCACGUUCACAAUUGAAAGCUUACAUUGCUCACUUAGCUGAAGAGAUGUAUGUUUACAGGUCCUUGCCUCUUGGUCAAGAUCGCAGGCGUAAUAGAUACUGGCAGUUUGUGGCAUCUGCUUCUAGAAAUGAUCCUUGUUCUGGUAGGAUAUUUGUAGAAUUACAUGAUGGCAAUUGGAGGGUUAUUGAUUCGGAAGAGGCGUUUGAUACUCUUUUGUCAUCUCUAGAUACUCGUGGGGUUAGGGAAUCUCACUUGCGGAUAAUGUUGCAAAAGGUUGAGUCAUCUUUCAAAGAAAAUGUACGAAGGAACUUGCGGUCUGCAAACAUAGUGUGCCAAAGUGGAACCACAGAUAAAAACGAAACAGCUGAAACAGAAAGUUCCAAUUGCCAAGCUGGCAUUGCCAGCCCUAGCAGUAUGGUUUGUGUUUCCAGCUCAGAUACUUCGGAUACUGUUUCGUUGUUCAGAAUUGAGCUUGGGAGAAAUUCAGCAGAGAAGAAGGGUGCUUUGAGAAGGUACCAAGAUUUCCAGAACUGGAUGUGGGAAGAGUGCUUCAAUUCCUCAACAUCAUGUGCCAUCAAAUAUGAGAAGAAAAGAUGUGAGCAGUUAUUGGAUACUUGUAAACUAUGUCUCAACUCUCAUCUCUCUGAAGAUACCCACUGUCUUUCUUGUCACCAAACAUUUAAAGUUGGUGACAAGAAUUUUGAUUUUGCUGAACAUGAGAUUCAAUGUAAAGAGAAAAGGAAGUUUGAUCCUGGAAAUGCAUUUACUUGUGAUUCUUCUUUACCACUGGGAAUCAGAUUGCUGACGGCGCUGUUAGGUUGCAUUGAGGUAUCUGUUCCACAAGAAGCUCUUGAGUCAUUUUGGAUGGAAAUCAGCAGGAAGGACUGGGUUAUGAAGUUGAUAAUGUCAUCAUCAACUGAGGAACUCCUGCAGAUAUUGACCAUGUUUGAGAGUGCCAUAAAAAGAGAGAGAUUGUCAUCGCAUUUCGAGACUACUAAGGAAUUAUUGGGCUCUGCUGCGUUGUCAGGGAGUGCAGCACAUGGUUCUGCUGGUCUGGUAUCAGUUCCUGUACUUCCUUGGAUGCCGAGAACCACUGCAGCUGUGGCCUUGAGACUUUUUGAGCUAGAUGCAUCUAUUAUUUAUAUAAAGAAUGAGAAACCCGAGCCCUCUGCAGACAAGUCGGUCAAACUAUACAUGAAGCUUCCUUCAAGAUAUUCUCCCUUUAAGAAUGAAGAGACUGGAUUAAAAGAUAUAAAGCAAGAAGAGGACAGUAAAGAAGAGAUUGUUGAUCUGCGCAGUAAACGUAGCAGUUAUAAACGUGGACGUGGGGGACGAGAUCAAGGACCUGCUACUAAGUGGCAGAGAAGAGUACCUGGUUUAAAAUCUGAGACAGGCAGGCAGAGUUCUUCUAGAGGAAUUCAGAAUUUGAAUCAAGGACCAAGGCAGCAGGGGAGAAAAACAAAUUUGCAAGCAUCUAGUCGGGGUCGUCGCACAGUUAGGAAGAGGAGAGUGGAAAAGAUGGUCGCCAAGGAACCAUUGCUUGGUCGGAUGACUGACACGGUAGCGCCCAUAAACUACUUAUCGGAAAAAACAGCUGCACACAACAGCUAUGUUAAAUCAUUCAGAAACCUCAGUGAUGAAGAUUGGAGUGCUAAAAAGGGCAAGAUGGAUGUGGUGGAUGAUGACAAUAGCAACAGUAUGGAAGAAGCAGAAUCUGAUGAUAAUGUUGAAGAGGAGGCAUAUGAACAAGUAAAUUGGGAGCCAGCUUUCAAUGGCACUUCCAAUGGGUGGAAUGGAAAUUCAAUAGAAGCGAGUGAUGAUGAUGGAGAUGCUUCUAAUGGCAUUGAAGCAAUGGGUGACGAUGAUUCAGAGGGGGACAUUGAAAUGAGUGACGGGUCAGACCGAGCUGCCAAUCGGGUGCAGAAUGAUGAAGGCAUUGACUCUGCAGAUUCAGAUGAGUACAGUGACUGA
Dovyalis caffra is the source of this 5175-nucleotide messenger RNA. The record is from the annotation of a GenBank genome assembly. NCBI's taxonomy places the organism in Eukaryota, Viridiplantae, Streptophyta, Magnoliopsida, Malpighiales, Salicaceae.